This is a messenger RNA of Aphanomyces invadans, 1219 nucleotides long. RefSeq lists its product as hypothetical. Lineage: Eukaryota; Oomycota; Saprolegniomycetes; Saprolegniales; Verrucalvaceae. The coding region runs from base 15 to 923 and encodes 302 amino acids. The transcript is spliced from 3 exons. The record is from RefSeq and is a predicted model, not a curated record.
GGCGCCUUUCUAUCAUGAGUGAGGCGCUGGCAUCGAUGGCCGAUGCGUACGCCGCAGGGGUCGCGUCUGACGCAGGAGUUGUUGCGUUCGCGGACCUAUGCACGAAGAAGUCGUCGUCUCGGAAAGCCUUGCUGCCUCGCAUUACGCCACUGAUUGUAUCGGAGGCCGACUUGAAGCAAGUGCAUGGCAAUCCACACGAGAAAUUGCGCCAACUGCAGCUCCAAGUGCUGUGUCGACUAGGCCAAGCCGCACUUCGAAAAGCGGACCCCAUGGACAAAACGGAAAAGAAGGUGUUGUACUCAAUCUUGUCGUCAAUGGCGAUGAAGAUGGACUCGUUGGCGAUGGUGGCAUCCAACAAUGCCGACGACGACACCCAGUCGGCGUUUAGGACAUUCAUCCUGGACACUUUAGCGCAUCGAUUUCAGUCGUCGCUGCCCAAGACAUUCAAAUGGCUCUACAGGGCAUUGGAAAUCACUCUCCCGAACGACGACAAGACCAAGAAGACCACGCCAUCGAUUGUGGUCGCACGAACACAGCCAAGUGAACCAAAUUUAAACGCCGACUGCUCGAUUUCUCAAGUUCUGCAGGAUCGAGCGUCGUCUACAUCAAAAGAUCCCAAGGCGAGUCGAAGCCUGUUCCAAGAGGUCGUGCUCACGUCGAACCAGCCCAAGUGCCUUCCUGUGGUCCCCAUCGUGCACAAGACCGUACCUACUCCCACGAAACACCUUACGUUUUCGGCUGGUACCAUCGACAACGCACCGUCCAAAUCGUUUGGACCUACGCGGCACACCAUGGUGCUGAAGACCCCCGAGCGACCAAAACGACCACCCAUGAAGAAGCAAUUGGUGUGCGUAGCGUCGUCGCCGCCCCUGCGGAAACCCACCAAGAAACGGUUGGGAACACUGAUGUCAAGUUUCAAAUAAAUUCAAGUGUCCGAGCUGCAGUUGUCGUCGUCAUCGCUGUACGCCGCCACGAGACUCGCCACCGGCGCGGCGGUCUUCUGUUUCUUCGAAGUACCUUGACUGUCAUGGCCACCUUGCUUGGACUUCUUCACUUUCGCCCUGGCGGCAACCUUGAUGCUUUUCUUUUCCAAGGGCAAUUCGGUCCUGUUCACGGAUGCAGCGGCAAUCGGCACCGAAUUCGCGGCGGGUGGUUUCUUGGAUUGGUUGAUCUCUCGCUUUAACAGGGCUACAAGAUUCAUGUGUGGAUGAUCCAAGAA